Messenger RNA from Pantherophis guttatus, 1236 nucleotides. NCBI's taxonomy places the organism in Eukaryota, Metazoa, Chordata, Lepidosauria, Squamata, Colubridae. The record is from RefSeq and is a predicted model, not a curated record.
AAGCUGCUUUCCUCGCGGCGCUGCUGAGCAAAAUCGGCGGUUUAAAGAGGGAAAAGGGGCCGGGAGGCUGUCCCUCCGGUUUUUUGCCUCAGCAAAAACAAAAAAAAAAAGCCCGACCGCUUGCGCUCGGCUUCUGGAUUGCAUAAACUCCAGGAAAAGGAGGAGGAGGAGGAGGAGGAGGAUCUGGUGGGCCGGACCGGCCCGCCUCCUUUGUCUGACAGUCCGGCCAUGGCGCGGAUUCUGAUCGUAGGAGCCGGGCCGACAGGUAGCCUGUGCGCUGCCCUUUUGCGCGCCGAGUUUCCCCAGCGCCUCCUGCGCGUCGUGGUUUGGGAUAAAGCGCAGGGCGCAGGGGGAAGAAUGUCGACGCGCCGUAGCGCUCGCGAUCCGAAAUGCACGGCCGAUCUGGGUGCCCAAUACAUCACGCGGACGCCCCACUAUGCGAAGGCGCAUCAGAGCUUUUAUGAAGAUUUGUUGUCUCAUGGAGUCCUGAAGCCAUUGACUGCCCCAGUAAAAGGAAUGGUGGUGAAGGAAGGAGUAGAUAACUUUGUAACACCCCAAGGAAGUUCAUCCAUUGUUAAACAUUACUUAAAUAAGGCAGCAGACGCAGAUGUCUUCUAUAAUCACCAUGUUACUCAGAUCUGCCUCAAAGAUGGAAAAUGGGAAGUAGGCACCAGUACAGGCUCUUCUGACUGCUUUGAUACAGUUAUUCUCACGAUGCCUGUCCCACAGAUUCUUCAACUUCAAGGGGAUAUAGCAACCACUACGCUAUCAUCGAAAACUGGAGCCAGAGAGAGAGACAACAGGGCAUGGCUGCAAUUUGAUGACUCAGUCUCUGGGCAGAAAGGACAUUGUCAAUCCCAUUCUUGGACUCUCGGUAUCCACGGAGAAGGAGUGUCUCAGGUGGUGGAAGCUGAGUUUGCCAAGCUGUGGUCCAGUAGAAGCUACUACUUGUCACAGUCCCUUUCUGAAGACAAGGAAUGUUGUGAUGCUCCAGAAAUGUUAUUUUGGAAUGACCUGUCACAUGGAAAACAAUGCCCUUUGCCAGAUGCAUAUUGAAGAAUUGGAGGAAGAGGGAACUCUAUUAUCUUAAAAUGAAGCAGACUUGAAGGGGGAGAAUCCUCGCUAACAUUGUAUAGAUAUUUUAUGAAACCCUGAAAAAAAUUAAACUCCUUUGAAUAGAAAUGCCAACUAUGGGAGUUACAUGGAAGGCAGAAUCAAUAAAAGUAGAACUAUCCA